Molecule: messenger RNA, 3960 nt
Organism: Effrenium voratum
Lineage: Eukaryota; Dinophyceae; Suessiales; Symbiodiniaceae
Source: the annotation of a GenBank genome assembly
UGGCUCAAGCUUUGGUGGAAUUCGCGCUGUAGACAAAAUGCAUGUAACUCAUGGAGGUGUAUUCCUGGGGAAGCGGCAACUAUGGCCGGCUGGGGAUUGGCAGUAGUGCGGAUGCAGCCAAGCCGCAGCUGGUAAGUGGAGUGCUGAACGGUUACGAAGUGGUGGGGACAGCUUGCAGCUGGUACCACUCUGCAGUGGUCACAUCCACUGGCGACGUUGCAACCUUUGGCUCCAAGAUCACCAAGUGCCUUGGGACUGCCGCCAGCGGCAGUGAUGCUUCAUCGGAUGCGUCGUCUGGUGACGUCGACAGCGAAGAUGAAGCGGCAAUGGGGCUCAAGGCAAGUCCGAGCAGGAGCAAAGAUAAAGCUCGCAAGCAGCGGAAGACCCCCGUCUACUCCAAAGGUACCCGCAGUACCAGUGACUUCGUGCCAAAUCUCUUACGCUCUUUUCCAUCCAGGGUGAACGUAGUUCAAGUGUCUGUUGGUAGCGACAUGCUGGGCGCCCACACUCUGGCUGUUUCCAGAAAUGGCCGCCUGUACAGCUGGGGCUAUGGACCUGCAUGUGGCCUUGGGAGUACUGCCAAUGUCAGCACGCCGACUCUGGUCACCAAGUUUCUAGGGACGGGUGCAGGCGAAAGCGGUAGUGGUCGGCAAAAGCAGGACAUGGAACCACUGGGUUGGGGGAAACACUCCCACCUGCGCUACCGGCAGCGAACGUCGAACAAGAAUCUGGGCUUGCAGCUUUUGAGGCCGAGAAUUGCAAAGGCUGCUUGCGGCGGGGGAUUCAGCAUCGUUUUGAGCAGUGAGGGAGAGGUGUUUACCUUUGGAGUCAGUGCAAGCGGUCGGCUUGGUUUCCGGACCAAGUUCCGUGCGCAGCUACGGCCGCGUCGCAUCGAAACUCUGGCAGAGGGUACGACGGACAUCGCGGCUGGGGCUGCGUUCGUGCUUUUGUGCUCAGCUGCAGGGAGGCUGCUGUCUUGGGGUGACAACAGCAAAGGGCAGCUUGGAGUCGGGCAUUUGCAAGAGUCUCAUGAGCCGCUGACGUUAAGUCGUGCGUGUCCAGCUGCCUUUGUUAUGCAGGCUGUAGCUGCUGGAGAUUCGCACUCGUUAGCCCUCGAUUCGGCUGGGAAAGUCUACAGCUGGGGAGGAGAAGGUGGCCCGAUGACUGGUCAAGGUCAACCUGUGCCGAAUUCCACGCAAGUUGAUGCCGCGUUUCAGUUUCGUCUGAGACAAUUGUCGCACUGGUGGGUACGGCCACAUCCUGUUAGAGCGCUAGCUGGCAUUCGCAUCGUGCACAUCGAUUCGGGCUGCCUGCACUCUGUGGCGCUAUCACAGGAUGGCGCCCUGUACGCUUGGGGAGCGCCUCUUCAGGCUGGCACCUCGAGCACGCGCGCGCGCUUGCGCUCGGAGGUGUCGUGGGUGCCACGCCUGGUGGCUCCAAGCCCCAAGCUUCCGUUGGUGCGGCUUGGCACCGUAGCAGCGGGAGGCUGGCACUCGAUGGCCACGGCGGCGCCCUCCAGCCCGCUGGAGAGGCUGAUGCCACCGGACUGGUGUCAGGAUGAGCCACCCAAUGUAGCUCAGGCCUCGCAGAGCUUGAUGGACUUCUGCGAUGGCUUCUUGGUCUCCGAAGUGGAUUCGACCUCAGAGGAAGAAGCCAGGAUACCACUUUGCUGCACGGCUGUCCGAGCCAGACUUGCCAUGCCUGAUGGUACUGACUCGCCAAUAUGGCGAGCGUUCUCUGCGCAGGUGGUUCGACUUCGCCCCGAAUCCGUUGCAGUUUUUGGGGCUGAGGUUCGAGCCUCCGAGCCGUCAGAGGACACCAGCAGCGGCGAAUCUGGAGGUCUGAUGGAAGUGGCGGAGUUGCAUCGCUCAAGAAGGUCGUCGGCCCAAAGAAAGCUUCCGGCGCUGCGCAGCAGUGACGCAGACGAAGCGGCUGGCUUGGCCUUGCACCCUCCGGUGCCCAAGAAAGUUCCUAGCAAGGUGCCUCCAAGGAAAGUACCUGUGGCGGAUUUCAGCUCCGAUUCCGACUCAGGUACAGAAAGACCAGGUGCUGAGGAAGUGCGGCCUGCACCACAAGCGGCAGUGCCAAAAAAAGUGCCGGAUUUCAGUUCUGAUGACAGUCUUUCAGAGGAGGAGCUUAUGCCCGAUGAUGUGAUGGAGGCUGCAAGACAAUCUCCUCCUUCACGCUCGUCCGCGACGCCCGUGCGACCUCGAGUGCCCCGAAGACCUUCCUUCAGCAGCCAGGUGCCUUUGUCCACACUUGGCGGCUUGGAGUUGCGGAAUUUCAGCGAGGCAGUCUUGGCAGCGCUUGUGCGAUUUCUUUGUACAGAUAUGCUCAGCAACUUGAAAGUGAUUGAUGAGUCUCACCCUGUUUGGCAGCGAGAGCAGCAGCUCCGCAUGCGACUACCAGGCUCAAACCCAGAGGGCUCGCCCGAUGAUGCGAAGCGCCCGACGCGGGCCAGAGCAACUGGUGGGAUGCUUUUGAGACGCGAGGUGACUGAUUUGCGGCAGAUUGGCACAUCGUUGGGCCUGGAGCGUCUCGCGCGCCUUUGUGACCAGCUAUUGCUGCGACUGGAUGCUCCUGGUGCUCCAGCACUCUUUGUGCCCAGCUCCUCCAUUGCGUCUGCGAUGUGGACUUUGCUACGGCAGACUUUGCGCUCUCCUGACCGCGAUGGUCCUGACACGGAGCUCCUAUGUGAUCCUCCGCAGCCGCGGGUGCGGUGGGGCCCGCGUUGGCUGCCCAAAGAUGGGCGCUUGCAAGCCCACGCCUUUGUCUUGUGCGCUGGCUGCACAGCCAUGCAGCGUGAGCAGAGGCCCUCCGAUGGACCAGCUGAGUUGGCCGGGGGAGGGGGUUGGCUGGGCCAAGUGGCGGCGGAUGCAUCUUCCUCGACGUUCCCUGACUCCCGACCAAUGUUGCGCUUGCGACACCGCGACGGGGGUGGGGGAGGUGCCCCACGUUACGAGCUGGACCUGCGACAGUUCCCAGCAGAUAUGGUCUUCGCGUGGCUUCGGUACUUGUACUCGCAGGACGACCUGGAGCUCACAUGGCCUUUGCAAGCAGAUCAUCCGCAACCGGAGGCAGAGCAGUGGUGGAUGCAGCUGCUGCAGCUGGGGCAGCUGGUUGGAGAUUGGAAGCUGCAGGUCUAUGCCCAGGACACCCUGGUGGGAGCCCUGAGCGGCCAGAACUGGGCGGACAUGCUGAUGUUUGCUGAGAAGGUGCAAUGUACCGUACUGUCCGAAGCCGCCAUCAUGACGGGCCUGCGUCAGCUGCUGCCGCAUCUUUUGGCCUUGUUUCGAGUCCCUACUGGCCUUGAGGGGCCAAGGGAUUCUGACCGGGGCAAGGAGCAGCCGGAACAGGCAGCAGGAGGUGGGGUCGCUCAAGGCAGCAUGGAGGUUGAGAUUGAAAGAAAGUUCAUGGAGUUGGGCACCAUCAAGCCAGCGUCGCAUGCAAAGGCUUUGCUAUUGGACUUGAAGAAGAGCAGUCCCUCGCAAUUCGCCGAGCUCAAGGGCAGACUCUCAGAAGCGAUCACAGCUGCACAGAAAUCUGGAGCCCAGCUUCAGCGCUGCGUGCAGUACUUUGACUCUCACGAGCAGAGGGGAUUCCGGCGAGAAGAAAGCAAAGGUCGAGCGCUGCGAGCAGAGCUAGUGGUUGUUCUGAUGUUGCUCGGUGUGUUCCUGCUCCCAGCAACAACAAGGCAGACUAUCUACGGUGCACUGGUGACAGUGACGGAGCCUUUCAUGGCUUGGGCCGCAUACAUGGACCUGGGCUCGCUGCUCCCAUUCGGGUCAGCUGCUGCCCGCAUGUUCGCAUUGAACAUUUUCGUGCUCGUCGUGCUGAUGGGUGUUGUUUAUUCUGCAUUGCAGAAAUAGGUUAUGGCUACACUCCAAUGUGGUCAACAGAUCGCUUUCUCACCUUUAGAGAAAUGUGCUUUGCCGUGGCGAUGGUUUGCAAGAGUUUGUU